Molecule: messenger RNA, 1509 nt
Organism: Nelumbo nucifera (sacred lotus)
Lineage: Eukaryota; Viridiplantae; Streptophyta; Magnoliopsida; Proteales; Nelumbonaceae
Product: F-box/kelch-repeat protein At1g57790-like
Molecular function (GO): protein binding
Source: RefSeq, a predicted model, not a curated record
AUCUACGUUUCCUCUUUCUUCCAAUCCUUUUUAUUUAAGUGAUCAUCGUGUAGAUAACAGAGAGAGAGAGAGAGAGAGAGAGAGUUGCCAUCGAUUCCCCUGCUUAGGAAUUCCGACGACCAUUGCAACUGUCUGCUGCUGCUAGAAUUGGGGCUCAAGGUUGUAUCCUCAAAAAUAAUGACAAUGACAAAUGCUGGAUAUAUCUCUUCAGAGACUGCAGAAGAGUUCAAUGAUAAAAAAGAUCAUAGCCUCACAGCUGAAGAAAAUUGGUCUGAACUUCCACACCUUCUCCUAUGGAUGAUUAUGGAGCAUCUAGAUUUUGUUGAUAACCUGCGGCUAGCUGCUGUUUGUCAUAAUUGGUCUUUUGCAUUUGCAAACUGCCCCAAGAAGCUUCAGUCUGCUGGAGACACAUUACCUUGGGUCAUGUACCCUAGGAAUUCAGAAAGAAGUAAGCUUGUAUUCAUUAGUGUUUCAAAGAAGGAGAAAUACACCAUUAAGCUCCCUAACUUCUUCAAUGGAACCAAAAGCAUUUACUCAAAACAAGGGUGGUUGCUUUUACAAAGAAGGAAUGGACUAAGGUGGUUCAAAGAUUCCCUGCAAAGAAUAAAGGCCGAACGGUUGCCAGAUUCUGUGUUCUUGUAUAACCCCUUUACUAAAACUGAAUUGGAGAUGCCAGACAUUGUAAAACCAAAAGAUCCAUAUGCUGGAUCUUUCUCCACCUUUGAUGGCUACCCUCACUAUGUAGUUCUUCUUGAGUAUAAUGACCCUACACAAAUAACUCUUCAAAUAGCUAAGCCAGGUGAUAAAGCAUGGGUCAAGUAUUCCUACAAUGGCCAGAGUAUGCCAUAUUCGGGAUUUGGUGGUUUACAUGUACUUGGAGUGCAUGUAUACUGCUUCAGUGCAACAGGAGGGAUGAUUAUUUUCAAUAUGAGAGAUCAGACAUGGACAGAAUUACCUGAUUUAGCCAGUAGAUUUGAGCUAAGUUACAUGGGGGAGCAUGAAGGGGAGGUUGUGAUUCUUCAAGUAAGAAAUUUAAGCUCAUUUAGGUUUUUCAGAUUGAAUAAUGCUCAGAAUGCUUGGGAGGAGUUGAAUAUUAAUGAAGUUAAGAACUUGAAUUGGUUUCUUGGUAGGUAUACUUGCUUUUCUGCAAAGUCGUUUGGUAUGAAAAUUUAUCAUUUAUAUGGGGAAUUGGAACCGAAUGAUCGGUUGUUUUACUUAAAUGACCAAUCUUGUGGUGUUGAUGUUAUAGAUAUGAUGGAUGGAAAUACGCAGAACCUCAUUCCAUAUGUACUUCCUUCCACAGCAACUUGGGUUCAUAUGGCUUGAGAAAGGCCAAUUCUUGCAAUAAUGUUUUUGACUUUUUGCUCCUUUUAUUUGGCUACUUUGUUCUAAUGUAAUGCAGUUUGCCUGAAACAUGAUGUCAACUAUCUUAAGGUACUUGGUACUUUGGUAACAUCUUCUAAUCAUGAUAUAAACAUUUUCUUGGGAUAUAUUGUUGAGAAAAUAAAU